Molecule: messenger RNA, 1419 nt
Organism: Pungitius pungitius (ninespine stickleback)
Lineage: Eukaryota; Metazoa; Chordata; Actinopteri; Perciformes; Gasterosteidae
Gene: gas2b
Product: growth arrest-specific 2b
Exons: 7
Coding region: 1-1419 (472 amino acids)
Biological process (GO): actin crosslink formation
Cellular component (GO): actin filament
Molecular function (GO): actin filament binding; microtubule binding; cytoskeletal adaptor activity
Source: RefSeq, a predicted model, not a curated record
AUGGACAGUGAAGUGGAAGCAAUGAACAUGAGCCUUGACAGUCCUCUGAGUCCCAGGCACCUGACUGGCUUGGGGAUGAACUGUCCCCUCGGACAAAAAUUCCAACACUCCGGGCCCGGCCUCACCAGUCCUCAGGAGUUCAACCAGUGGCUGCCUUGUCGCCAUGACGCCAGCCUGCAUCCCAUGAAAGAAGACCUGGCUUCCUGGCUCAACACCAUCAUGGGUGUGGACGUCACUGCGGAUGAUCUGAUGGAAAGUUUGGACAACGGCGUCGUACUCUGUCAGCUCGCACAGCUGCUCCAGGAGAAGAUGAUGCACACAAACAACGGCAAGCCUUUAGUAAGAAGAGUGAUCCACUGGCGAGCUAAUGCGUCUUCUGGAUCUUUCUUUGCCCGAGACAACACCGCCAACUUCCUCUACUGGUGUCGAAAGAUUGGCAUUGACGAGGCUUACCUUUUUGAGUCAGAGGAUUUGGUCCUCCACAAGCAGCCUCGAGAGGUGUGCCUGUGCCUGAUGGAGCUAGGAAGGAUUGCAUCCAGGUACGGCAUGGAGCCUCCAGGGCUGGUGAAGUUGGAGAGAGAGAUCGAGAGGGAGGAGGCGGGGUGCUUAUCUCCAUCAUCCCCUCCGCACUUCUCCUUUUUUCCUCCAAUACCAGUGUAUUCACCCUCCCAAUCGCCCCUACCCCCGGCCCCCUCUCCUCCUCCUCCUCCUCCUCCUCUCCCACCUGCGCCCCUCACUCCAAGCACAGCCUGUCUGUUUGAACCCCUCGCUGCCUCCAUCGCCUCUGAUCUUCCAUCAGCCACAACACCUACGUGUUCAUCCCCUCCCCAGUCCUCCCUCACAGCCUCUAACCCCGGCACCACCACGGCCUCAACACAAACACCUUUGUUCUCUUCAUCCUGCACCACUAACACACCAGCUUCAGUCCUCUCGUCAGGCCAAAACCUGCCAUCCACUCCCGAGGCGUCCUUUUCCGCAAUAAACAAGCGCUCUCCCGCUGCUACACCUCCCAUCACCUCCCCACCUGCAGCAGCCGCUCGUUCCUGCGGCAGAUCCACGAGUCGGAGGAGCACAGGCACCAGCAACAUUGUGGAAGACAUUGUGAGAAACAUUAUUGAAAACCCCCCCUGCAGCUGUCCCACCAGCUUCCUGGUUGAGAAGCAACCCAAAGGCUGCUAUCGUGUUGGGGAGAAAGUUCUGUACAUACGGAUGCUGAAUGAGCGUCACGUGAUGGUACGUGUAGGCGGCGGCUGGGAGACCUUCACAAGUUACCUGCAGAAGCACGACCCCUGCAGAGGAGGAGGUCAGGGCAGCAGGUCUGAGGGCAGGUUCUGCAGGGACAAAGCGAAGCCGCUCAGUUUGAGCAUCUCACCUGACAGCUACAUGGUGGUUGGUGCCCACUACCGGAGCAAGAGGUAG